AUGUCCAGGCCUUCGGAGCCGGCAGACAGUCUCUUCAUUGCCGACCCAUUAAUGGCGCCGACAAGUAUCAAACGAAAUUCGCUUACCACUACCGCCUUCAAGGCUCUCCAGACCGACGACGAGAGGAGCGUCCUUGACAUCGUGGACAAGUUACGACGAUCUGGACUCAACAGCACAAUUGAACUGCCCCAACUCGUUGUUUGUGGAGAUCAGUCGAGCGGGAAGAGCAGUGUCCUCGAGGCUAUCACCGAGAUCCCGUUCCCGCGCAAGGAGAACUUGUGUACGCGUUUUGCGACGGAGAUAAUAUUGCGACGAACAACAGAAAGCACGAUACUCGUCCGAAUCACUCCAUGCAAGACCCGGCCUGAGCCAGAGCAAGAAACCCUCCGCAAGUUCACCGCCGUUCUGAAGGACUUCAAACAGUUGCCGGAAUUGAUUGACGAGGCAUCAACUGCCAUGGGAAUUGGCGUCAAGGCGGCCGCUGGGACGAAAACUCGAGGGCGAAGUGCGUUCGCGAGAGACGUCCUAUCAAUUGAGAUUUGCGGACCGGACCGUACCCAACUGACACUUGUCGACCUCCCCGGUCUUAUUCAAACUACAGGAAAAGGUCAAAGUGCGGGUGACGAAAAACUUGUAUUUGAACUAGUCAGGGAGUACAUGAAGAACCCACGCACAAUCAUACUCGCGAUCGUUUCGGCGAAAAAUGAUUGGCAAAACCAAGUCAUCCUUGAAGAUUGCCGGAAAAUCGAUCCCGACGGAGAGCGCACCAUAGGCAUCAUCACAAAGCCUGACGCAGUUCACAAGAGCGAUGAACCCAACUGGAUCGACCUUGCAAUGAACAAACACAUCUACUUUCAAAGAGGCUGGCAUGUCCUCAAGAACCGUGGCCCAGGAGAAAUGAACACCAGCUUCAAGGAGCGGAACGAAGCGGAGAAGGAUUUCUUCAAGUCUGACACCGGGUUUUCAGCCUUGUCUCCAGAGUUUCUCGGAAUUGAGGCACUCAGGAAGCGCCUGAGCGAAGUCCUCCUUGAGCAUUUGACCAAGGAAUUGCCACUGGUCAAGGUGGAAAUCCAAGAUAAACUGAAACAGACGAUCGCGGAGCUGGAUGGACUUGGCGAACGCCGUAGUACUAUUGGAGAACAACGAUCGGUCCUUGUCCGAAUGUCUCUGGAUAUCCACAAUAUCCUAAAGUCAGCCGUGAUUGGAUAUUAUGAUAACCCUUUCUUCGGACCGCCCGACAUGAAUGCUGGUGUGGACACUCGUGAGAAUAUCCGCCGCUUUCGAGCGGUCGUCCAGCAUCGUAAUAAGAAGUUUGCGGAGACCAUGAGACGACAAGGGCAUCGGUAUGCUAUUGAGUGCGGUCCCGGAGACUGCGAAGCAGACGUGAAAGAAGCGGAGAAAGCCAAAAAAGAGCUUGCUAGUAUGGACCGCGAUGAUUUGGGCGCAAAGCUUCCAAAGCCAAAACAGACAACGCGUCCACAAGCAAUCGACUGGGUCCAAAAGAUCCUGGAACGUUCUCGCGGAUCUGAGCUCCCGGGAAACUUCAACCCCACGUUGAUCGCUCAAUUAUUCUGGGAUCAGAGCGCACCGCGGAACGAUAUUGCCGACCUGCACAUUGAAAGUGUCGCAUCUGUCUGCAAGCAAUUUGUCCACAACGUUGGCAAAGGCAAAGGAAUCCAGCAAGGACGAACUGGCAAAGCUCAUAAAGGACAAGGCCCGACCCCAAUGACUUAUAACGAGCACUUCACAAUAGAUUUGCAGAAGCAGCGUCAGAGGAAGAACGCUCGAAUAACCCAGGAUGCUGUCAAGCAGGCCGAAGCGAGCGUUGUCUCUGCGAGCGGGGGAACGACGAAGCAAAUCGAUCCCGUCAAGCUCGAAGAAGCAUUUGGAAGAUCCAUUGAACAGAACAUGGAUAGAUUCUCUGCAGAAGAGGCUCUGGACAAUCAGCAAGUGUACUACAAGGAUGAGCGCAUGUACUUCAUCAAUGCCGUCGUCAAGACAGUUAUCGAACGUCACCUCGUCGAGCCGCUCCCAGACAUUAUUUUGUCGCCUCUGGUCAUCACCCAGAUGACCGAUAAAGAAGUGGAACGCGUCGCCGCCGAGGCCAAGGAGACCACUGCACGUCGUAACUACCUCGAACAGCGCAAACAAAUGUUAGAGCAGGGGAUUGAGACCUUCAGAGACGCUGUGUGUGGCUUGCAGAGGGAGACCUGACGAGUUACGACUUACGCAGUCUGCCAUCUAG
Westerdykella ornata is the source of this 2245-nucleotide messenger RNA. RefSeq names its product putative dynamin GTPase. Gene Ontology annotation, cellular component: membrane; cytoplasm; microtubule. Gene Ontology annotation, molecular function: GTPase activity; microtubule binding; GTP binding. The coding region runs from base 1 to 2214 and encodes 737 amino acids. The record is from RefSeq and is a predicted model, not a curated record. NCBI's taxonomy places the organism in Eukaryota, Fungi, Ascomycota, Dothideomycetes, Pleosporales, Sporormiaceae. The transcript has 6 exons.